GGUUCAGAAGCGGCUUUUCAAAAUGUUGCAGUACUCUGGUUUUGAGCACCAGAAAAUUAAAAGUUUGGUUGCUAAACGUUACCAAACCAACUGUAUGCAUAUCAAAUUGAUCAUCAAUGGUCUUUGGUGAUGUUUUACCGUUACCUCCAUGUACAGAACCAUAUGCAUUCCAGGUGGCUGGUCAUUCCAGAGAGAAUUCACAUAAAUUUGAAAUCCUCAAAGAUCAGGCCAGAGCACUUAUCUACAAGUCAUUUCAAGAUUGUUCAAGAGGUAUGCGUGAGGUGAUAUUCUAUGAACGUGUUUUUUCACCGGAUGCAUCAGAAGCAUUUAAACUAUUACGUCAAUUCAUUCCAAUGUAUCAUGGAAUAUUUCAGUGUCCAUCGACUAAAGCCUACUAUGUAGGUCUCUCCGAUCUAGUAGCCAGUUUUAAACAACCUAAUGUAUGCGAUUUCAAAAUGGGUACAAUCACAUAUCUGCCUGGUUCCUCUGAAGAUAAGAUAUCCAGAGAGAAGUUUAAAUAUGCAUGGCGUCGUAAACUUGGCUUCCUGCUGUCUGGUAUGCAAGUUUACGAUCCAAGAACUCAUUGUAUGAUCAAGUUACCCAAGGCAUUUGGACGUAAUUUAAAUCCAGAACAAGUUUAUUCCGUUGGUUUGAAAACAUUUCUUGGCCCAGAUCCUGUGUAUCGUGUAGAACUUGCACACAAGUAUCUUAUCCAACUUGGUCGUAUAUUACACUGGUAUAAAGAAUAUGGUGCAAAACGACUAACGUUUUGUCGUUCCUCCCUACUGUUCAUUCAUGAAUCCGUACCAACAGGAUGUGAAGAAUUCCCACCGUCGAACAACACCUCCACAACCACCACCACCACUACGACUAACGCUACUACUACUACUACUAACGGCCUACGAGUAGUAUCGACAAAGUUAAUAGAAAAAUCAAAUCGUAUGAAUAAUUCCCAGUUGAUCCCGUCUACCACUAAUGCUAUUCCUACUAAUAUUGCUAACAGCAAUUGUAUUAAUGGUUCCAAUACACGUGCUCAGGUGUAUUUAAUUGAUUUUGCCCAUUGGGAAGAGAAAAAUCCUCAUCCCUCGACGAGUAAAACUCAUAUCAAUGACAAUGACAAUAAUGCUGCCGACGAGGACGAGGGGGAGGACGCGGAGGACGAUAGUAGUUAUUAUAUAACUUAUGAAUUAACUGAAGGCUUUCGUUAUGGACUAGAAACUCUCAUCAGCUUGAUGCAGCGUGUUGUAAAUAAUGGAGAGAAUUAAUACAUUGGUCACCAUGACUUUUAACCUUUUUGUAUUGUUAUUGUAGAUUAUUCUGCAUAUCUCCACAAUAUCACUACUGAGCAGUACUCAUCUUGUCUGGUUAUUGUCUCAUUUUUAUUCUUCUGCGUUCCAAAUGUGGAACAUAGAGAAGUGAAGGUCUCAAGCCUCUUGAGGCCUGAAAGUCUCAUUAGCUGUGUGAUAUUAUCAGUUUCGCUAGCCUGGGAUUCGAACCCCAGACCACACGCUUAUGAGGCAAGCAUUCUAUAC
Molecule: messenger RNA, 1532 nt
Organism: Trichobilharzia szidati
Lineage: Eukaryota; Metazoa; Platyhelminthes; Trematoda; Strigeidida; Schistosomatidae
Source: the annotation of a GenBank genome assembly